AAGCCAACGGAUCACUUCCUGUUUACAGUGUACGUAACGACGACCGCAGUCUGAGGCCCCGCCCACUCCCAUUGACGGCAAAAUGGCGACGGAGAAUUGUGAUGCUGUGAACAUGGACCCUGACAUCGAACUGCUCAGUGACGAGGAGAUAGAAAGGGAUGCAGAGGCCUUCAAGGAGCAAGGCAAUGCUUUUUACAUCAAGAAGGACUACACAGAGGCAUUCAAUUAUUACACCAAGGCUAUUGAUAUGUGUCCAAAAAACGCAAGCUACUAUGGAAACCGGGCGGCCACAUUAAUGAUGCUGUGCCGAUACAGGGAGGCUCUGGAGGACUCCCAGCAAGCAGUGCGGCUAGACAACAGCUUUAUGAAAGGACAUCUGCGAGAGGGUAAGUGCCACCUCUCGCUUGGCAAUGCUAUGGCUGCCAGCCGCUGUUUCCAGAGAGUUCUGGAACUGGAGCCAGAUAACAGCCAAGCCCAGCAGGAGCUAAAGAAUGCAGAGUCCAUCCUUGAAUAUGAGAGAAUGGCAGAGAUUGGAUUUGAAAAGAGAGACUUCAGAAUGGUUGUCUUCUGCAUGGACCGGGCCUUGGAGUGUGCAUCGGCUUGUCGCAAGUUUAAGAUAUUGAAGGCAGAGUGUUUAGCCCUGCUGGGACGAUACCCAGAGGCGCAGUCUGUCGCCAGUGACAUACUCCGAAUGGACUCCACCAACGCAGAUGCUCUGUACGUGCGAGGUCUCUGUCUCUAUUAUGAGGAUUGCAUUGAUAAGGCUGUUCAAUUCUUUGUCCAGGCCUUGCGUAUGGCUCCUGACCAUGACAAGGCUCGACUCGCAUGUAGAAAUGCCAAAGCAUUAAAAGCCAAGAAGGAAGAAGGGAACACAGCGUUCAAGGAGGGAAACUUUGAGGCAGCUUAUGAUUUGUACUCGGAGGCCCUGACAAUAGACCCAAACAACAUCAAGACUAAUGCCAAGCUGUACUGUAAUAGAGCCACAGUUGGAUCUAAGCUGCAGAAACUAGAACAGGCCAUUGAAGAUUGCACAAAGGCCAUAAAACUGGAUGAGACCUACUUAAAGGCCUAUUUAAGGAGAGCACAAUGCUACAUGGACACAGAGCUGUACGAAGAGGCAGUGAGGGACUAUGAGAAGGUCUACCAGACAGAAAAGACAAAAGAACACAAACAUCUCCUCAAAACAGCUCAACUGGAGUUAAAGAAAAGCAAGCGGAAAGAUUACUAUAAGAUACUCGGCGUGGAUAAGAACGCCACCGAGGAGGAGAUCAAAAAAGCGUACCGUAAACGUGCACUUUUACAUCACCCAGACCGUCACAGCGGCGCUAGUACCGAGGUGCAGAAGGAAGAGGAGAAAAAGUUUAAGGAAGUGGGCGAGGCUUUCAGCGUGCUUUCGGACCCAAAGAAAAAGGCCCGCUAUGACAGCGGACAGGACCUCGAGGAUGACGGCAUGAAUAUGGGAGACUUUGAUGCCAAUAACAUUUUUAAGGCGUUCUUUGGAGGACCAGGGGGUUUUAGCUUUGAAGCAUCUGGACCAGGAAACUUCUUCUUCCAGUUUGGUUAGUUGGAGGCAACGUCUGCAUAAACAGCAUCUAAAUCAGGACUUUUGUACAAUAUCAACCCCUCUACGCACCAUCUGUAUUUAACGACUGGCUAAACGUCAGUCUCGUCUAUGCCAUUGACUGAAUGAAUGCAACCUAAUGACCACAUGCGGUUAAUUAUUUACAGCAAGGACACCAAGAUGACUCAGAGUGAUUAUUGCUAUUGGUUUUUGAUUUUAUUUUCCUUUUAAAAUAAAACUUAAAAUCAGUAACAACUACCAACAACAGUCCAAA
This is a messenger RNA of Girardinichthys multiradiatus, 1835 nucleotides long. Its product is annotated as dnaJ homolog subfamily C member 7-like. The coding region runs from base 83 to 1564 and encodes 493 amino acids. Gene Ontology annotation, molecular function: protein binding. The transcript is spliced from 14 exons. The record is from RefSeq and is a predicted model, not a curated record. Lineage: Eukaryota; Metazoa; Chordata; Actinopteri; Cyprinodontiformes; Goodeidae.